UUAUCCGCUUGGGGUGCCGCCGCCGCCGCCGCCGCCGCCUCACGAGCCCCGGCGCCUCAGCCGCGGACUCACCCCGCCCGCCGCCUGCCGCUCGCAGCGCAUGGGGCGCGCCCCCGGAGCCGCGGCCGGGGGCCGCUGAGCGCCGGCCGCCCUGCCGAUGCACGCUGCCGCCCGCGCCGGGGCGCCCAGGCCGCUCGGGGCCCGGGGCUGAGGCCCCCCGCGCGGCAUGCCUGGCCCGGACCGCCGCCCGCCGCCGCUCAGGGCCCGAGCCCGCGCGGCCCGUACCGAGCCCGGCGGCGCCGCAUAGCGUGCGGCAGCGGCAGGGGAGGCGGUAGCCGACGGCGCGGCCGCAAGGUCACCCGGCCAUGGAGGCCAAGGUCCGCCAGAGCCGGCGCUCGCGCGCGCAGCGGGACCGCGGCCGGCGCCGGGAGGCGGCCCGUGACGCCCGCGACCAGAGCGCUUCUUCGGGCGAUGAGCCCGAGCCCGGUCCCGGCAAGGAGAACGCCUGCCUGCCCCGCCCGCCCCAGUCCCGCGCCGCCGCCGCGCGCCCCCCGCGCCGCCGCCGCCGCGAGUCCAGCUCGCAGGAGGAGGAAGUCAUCGAUGGCUUCGCCAUCGCCAGUUUCAGCACGCUGGAGGCCCUGGAGAAGGACAUGGCCCUGAAGCCACAUGAGCGGAAGCAGAAAUGGGAACGUCGCCUUGUCAAGAAACCUCGGGAGUCAGAGACCUGCCCAGCUGCAGAGCCAAGUGAGAAUGGGCGACCUGAAACAGGAGGACAGCCCCUGGAGGCGGGUGACCCUGAGCAGGACCCGCAGCCUGCCUACGACCAGGGGGCAAGGAAGGCCCCACUGCAGCCCACUAAGCAGAUGAAGGUUGCAGUGUCCAGAGGGGGCUCCCACAACAGUGAUGAGGACAGCUGCCCCGAAGCCACCAGCUCACGCAGGAGCAGUUCUCGGGACCAGCUCAGUGAUAGCUCAACGCAGGCGGUUUCGGGCAGAGGCUACUCCUGCGACCGGGACAGUGACAGUGACUGUGAUGACAAGGCAUCUGUGGGCUCAGAGAAGCUCUUUACCCCUGGAGCCAAUAAAGGCUCCACACUGGGUGAGCCGCCCGAGGCCAAGGCCGGGACAGGAACCAAGGUCUCAGGCCUGGAGCGCAGCCGCGAGCUGAGCACUGAACCGCCCUUCCUGCCCCCUACUGGCCCCACGCCUGGCGCCCCAGCCAGCCCACCAGUCAAGAAGGAGGCCCUAACCCCAACCCGCCUGCCCCGGCAGCUGCCGCCCGCACCCCCCCGGGCCCCGCUCCCAGCGCACGUGCCUGUCCCCCUGGGCCAGGGCCCUGCCUCGCACAACGGCCUGCACGGCCUCAGCAGGAGCAGCAGUGCCAGCAGCGCCGGCCUUGGGCUCUCCCAGCACGCACCCCUGCCGCCGCCCGGGCCGGGCCCCCUCCUCUCUACCUCACACUUGGCGCUCCGCUCGCAGGCCCAGCACCAGCAUCGCGCGGCCAUGUUCGCUGCGCCCCCAACACUGCCCCCGCCCCCGGCACUGCCGGCCAACAGCCUGGUCAUCCCAGGACACCCCGCCGAUGCCAGCCUGUUGAUCUCGUUCAGCCAGCCAAUCAUGUAUUGCCAGCCUCAUGCGAGGAUUCUGAUUGAUCACGAGCUGCUCAGGCAAGAGCUGAACGCGCGUUUUCUGGUGCAGAGCGCCGAGCGGCCCGGCGCCACCCUGGGCCCAGGGGCGCUGCAGCGGGCAGAGUUCCACCAGCACCAACACACACACCAGCACACACACCAGCACCAACACACAUUCGGCCCCCUCCCCAUGGGGCUGCCCCCAGCGCCUCUCCUGCCGCCCGCCGCACCCCUGCCGUUUGACAAGUAUGCGUGUAAGUUGGACAGCCCCUACUUCCGACAUUCCAACUUUUUCCCGCCCUUCCCCUCUGCCAUCCCUGGACUGCCAACCCUGCUCCCACACCCAGGACCUUUUGGGUCCCUGCAGGGUGCUUUUCAGCCCAAGACUUCAAGCCCCAUCGAGGUAACUGGCCGGGCCAGUGCUGUUCACCCCCUCUACCAGAAAGCCCCUGGGGUGUCCGACCCAUACCGGACAGUGGUCAGGAAACCCGGGAAGUGGUGUGCUGUGCACGUGCAGAUUGCCUGGGAGAUCUACCACCACCAGCAGAAGGUGAAGAUGCAGCUGGACCCCCACAAGCUGGAAGUGGGCACCAAGCUGGACCUGUUCGGCAGGUCCCCUGCCCCAAGCAUGCUCGCCGGAUUUCACUACCCGCAGGACCUGGCCCGGCCCCUCUUCUCUAGCUCGGGUGCGGCCCAUCCCCUCACCAACCCAUUCGGACCCUCGACGCAUCCUGGCAGCUUCCUAUCCACGGGUCACCUGACAGACCCUUUCAGCAGAUCAAGCACCUUUGGGGGCCUUGGGAGCCUGGGCAGCAAUGCCUUCGGGGGCCUGGGCGGCCACAUGCUAACUCCAGGGGGCAGCAUCUUUGCCCCCAAGGAGGGCUCUGCACUGCACGGCCUUCCCAGCCCCCACGAGCCCUGGAACCGUCUGCAACGGGCACCAGCCUCCUUCCCCACACCGCCCCCGUGGCCCAAGCCCACCGACACGGAGCGGGUCUCAGCCCUGACCAACCACGACCGGGAGCCAGACAAGGGCAGGGAGGAGCACGAGCGGGACCUCCUGGAGAAGACGCGCCUGCGGAGCCGAGCUUCGCCUGCAGCCCCCAUGGGCCUCCCGGCCAGCAGCAUCCUGCUCCGGGGCCAGGGCGAGCUGGGCCGGCCCGGGGUCCCUGCAGAGCGGGAGGCCGAGCCGCGCAUCAAGGAGAGCUGCUCCCCUACUAAGGAGGACGGCCCCAAGCUGGUGGCGCGCCCGCCGUCGCCCUUCAGCAAGGCGGCCCUGGGCGACAGCCUGCGCCUGGCCGGCCUCCUGGGCCGGGAGCCGGGGAAGCCGCCUGGGGCGCCGGCCGAGCGGCCCCAGGGCGAUGUGAAGGUCAAGGAGGAGCGCAGGGAGGACAACGACGCGCGCCCGCAGCGCGCAGCCCCCGCGCCCCCUCCGUUUGGCCCGGGCCCCGCGGCCCGCGAGCGCCUGAGCUGUUCUUGGGAGCCGCUGCGCGACCCCUACUGCGGCCUGGAGCUGCCCCGGCGCGCCCUGCCCGCCGGCGCCGGCCCCGGCCCCGCCGCCCUCCUGGAGCCCCCGGAGUGCCCCUACCGCGACCGCGAGCCCCACGACUACAGCCCCGAGCGCCUGCGGGCGGCGCGCCGCGAAGAGCUGGAGCGCGCGCGGGCCGCGCCCCUGGACGGCGCCACGGCCCUGCCCGCCCUGGGCCCCCUGCACUACCCGCGCCUCGGGCCUGCCGCCGCCGCGCUGCACAACGGGCUUCUGGCGCGGCCCCCGCCCGCCGCCGCGCUCGGCGCACCGCCCCCCCUAGUGGCUGCGGCUGGGUCCCCUGCACCUCCCGGGCCGCCGCGCAACAGGACUACGUCUCUCGGGGGCCGCCCGUCGGGCGAGGCGCGCGACUACUCCCCGUCCCGUAAGGCCCCCGAGGUGGAGGCGCGGUAGAGGACGGGGCGGGAGCCGCGCUUCCCACAAGCACCGCCCCGCCGGUCCGGAGGCCCUGCACCCACCGCGCCUGCGGAGUCGGGGCUUUAAAAUCCAGCUUCUCGGGGUGGUUUUCUGUUGUCUGAGCUUGAGAUAAGCCCUGGAUAAAAAUCCAAUUUGUACAUUUUUUCCCACAGGCGAGAAGCGUUUUUAAUAGAUUUGUAUUUUUUUCAAUUUUGUGCUCUUUAGACAUUUUAAAAGAACAAAAAAGAAACUUGCUUUUUUUAUUUUUCUUUCGAAUUUGCAACUUAAUGGCCUCCGAUCCCUCUCCAGAGCCCCAGGGUUUUUUUGUCUUAUUUAUGGAGAAAACGCGGCCCUUUUGUCCAGCGCACUGUGAGGCCCCCACUCAGGCUGGGCCCUGGCCCUUCUCGGUACUUAGAACCGAAGCUACAGAGGUAUAUUAAAAUAAUACUAAUGUACAAAACUACUUUUGCCUUAUGCAGAAGUGUAAGAGGAUUUCUUUUUUGGUUUGUUUUUUUAAAAAAGCAAAUGAAACAAGUGUAAAUAGUCUGUUAAUAUAACUAUAUGACAUUAAAUUCUUAACCUAGGUAGACUUUGUACAAAGUUUCUAGAAACCCCUCUGGUUAUCCAUUCAACACGGUCACAGAAACCCAUUCGCUGUCAGUUGGAGAUGCUCCCUUUAACUGCAGCAAGGACCCUUCAACUAUGCAAGCGCCCCGAGGCGGACACAUGGGCUGUCUAGGGAAGAAGGUUCCCCCAGCCAACCACAAGUGGCCUCCAGCCCUAGGGGCACCACCCUUGGGCUGCAGGCUCAGGACUGGCCAGCUCUGGCCACAAGGACACUGACCCUCAUGCUGAUUGUGUGGUGGUCUCAGAAUCUGUGCCAGUUUAGAGGUGAAGAGUCUAAUGGUUGAUCACAAAAAAAAUCCCACUUCUGCCCAUUAAUCCUUCUGAAGGCCAUCAGCAGAUAUCUGGCAUGUCCUAGUGUCAUGCCUCCACCAGUGAAGGCCAUGGCUUGGGUUCCUUCUGGUUCUAGUAUUGCUUCCAUAACCACUUGGAUGUCACUGUCCUGCCAACGCCCCUCUUGUUCCCUGGCAUCCACAGCUGUGUCCGUGGGCUUCCAGCCUUUCUGGUCCAGCCAUCAGCACCCAUUUGCUUCAUUUGAUUCUGUAUUUUCAAUCCAUGUUUGUGGACCUUGGUUAUUUUAAACACUAUGUUCUCACGUAAAUCAGUGAAGAUAAAUAUAGCCUUGAUUUGGGAUGAAAA
This is a messenger RNA of Manis javanica (Malayan pangolin), 4832 nucleotides long. It is a transcript of the gene FBRSL1, whose product is annotated as fibrosin like 1. NCBI's taxonomy places the organism in Eukaryota, Metazoa, Chordata, Mammalia, Pholidota, Manidae. The record is from RefSeq and is a predicted model, not a curated record.